This is a messenger RNA of Colletotrichum karsti, 801 nucleotides long. RefSeq names its product ankyrin repeat protein. Gene Ontology annotation, molecular function: protein binding. The coding region runs from base 1 to 801 and encodes 266 amino acids. The transcript is spliced from 2 exons. NCBI's taxonomy places the organism in Eukaryota, Fungi, Ascomycota, Sordariomycetes, Glomerellales, Glomerellaceae. The record is from RefSeq and is a predicted model, not a curated record.
AUGGCUUCAUCAUCAGAGAAAGUACCGGCUUUAUUCGGAUGCCCUUGUGUUUGGAGUCACGUUCCCCUCUACGGCGCCGCCAAGAAUCUUCCGCUUCAUCACCAUGCAUCAACCAAACCCGGCGCUCCCGGGCUCACCCGCCGACUGUCGUCCGAGAUCGUUCUUUGCAUCGUAGACGCCCUCUUUGACAUCCAUGCAAAAGAGGUGUCUCUGGGCUACGAAAAGUACUGGGAGUCUUCGUGCCUACCGUAUGAGACUGAGAAGUUCUGUCCUUUCUGCAUGCUCCCGCGCUUUGAGGUCUGGCGGGAUGUGGCGAACCUCGCCGCGACCUGCCGAGCACUCUACGAGCUCGUGACUCCAGUGCUCUAUCGGAGAGAUGCGGAGCAGAACCACUCUUCUGCACUUCUCAUCGCUGCAAAGCGAGGCAACGAGCGGGCUGUACACCUGGCGCUGGAGAACGGAGCCAAUGCGGACGAAGAUGAUCACACCAUGCCCUUGCAGUGGACUAAUGAGUGUUUCCGGUAUUGCGAGAAGUGCGAAUACCAAGUUUGGUGGAGAGAACCGCGGCAGCUUGAUCUCGGCGCUCUGCACUGGGCUGCCAUGUGCGGAAAAGAGAAGAUUUUGACACGCUUGCUGACUCUUAGGGCGGAUGUGAACAAGAGAGCGACUGUGCAUCCCGUGCUCGAUGCUGGAAACUACGGGUCUUUGAAAUACGUAGAGGACUUCUGCGACGAGUACAACGCCAAUUUCCCGGAGCGAUCAUACGAGAGCAAGAUAUCUUUCGCUACAGAUCAAGGUUAA